This is a messenger RNA of Megalops cyprinoides (Indo-Pacific tarpon), 708 nucleotides long. It is a transcript of the gene sostdc1a, whose product is annotated as sclerostin domain containing 1a. The record is from RefSeq and is a predicted model, not a curated record. Gene Ontology annotation, biological process: negative regulation of BMP signaling pathway; negative regulation of Wnt signaling pathway. The transcript is spliced from 2 exons. Lineage: Eukaryota; Metazoa; Chordata; Actinopteri; Elopiformes; Megalopidae. The coding region runs from base 1 to 642 and encodes 213 amino acids. Gene Ontology annotation, molecular function: BMP binding.
AUGCAUCCGAACACUUGCGAAUCGUGCCACUUUUUAUUUUUGUUAUGCAUUCUGUUAAAGAGUUGUCAGACAUUUAAGAAUGAUGCUACGGAGAUAUUGUACACACACGUGGUUAAUCCGGUACAAGAGACUCCGAGUAAUAUAUCUUUAAAUCGAGCAAGAAACGGUGGAAGAGGCGUUGGUAACACUGCAUCCGAGAGAACUGAACGUGCUCAGGUGGGAUGCAGAGAACUACGGUCCACCAAGUACAUCUCAGACGGCCAGUGCACCAGCAUAAACCCAAUCAAGGAAUUAGUGUGCGCUGGUGAGUGCCUCCCGGCUCAAAUGCUGCCCAACUGGAUUGGUGGAGGCUAUGGGAGAAAAUUCUGGAGUCGGCGGAAUGCCCAGGACUGGCGCUGCGUGAAUGACAAGACACGCACCCAGCGGAUCCAGCUGCAAUGCCAGGACGGCAGCACGAGAACUUACAAAAUUACUGUGGUCACCUCCUGCAAAUGCAAGAGGUACUCUAGACAGCAUAACGAGUCCAGCCACAAGUUUCAGGAGCCAUCCCGGACCCAGCUCCUUCGCAAACCCAAGGCCAAGAGGAGGCAUGGAAAGAGCAAGCACAGGGAGAACUGGCAUGAAUCAGAGCCCAGAAACUAAAGACUCUGACCAUGGCCGUGGUCCAGGAUUAUCUCUCAUUUGGACUGGUUUGCCACAGUAUCUAUG